This is a messenger RNA of Osmerus eperlanus (European smelt), 3240 nucleotides long. It is a transcript of the gene prkd1, whose product is annotated as protein kinase D1. The record is from RefSeq and is a predicted model, not a curated record. Lineage: Eukaryota; Metazoa; Chordata; Actinopteri; Osmeriformes; Osmeridae. Gene Ontology annotation, biological process: protein phosphorylation. The transcript is spliced from 20 exons. Bases 275 to 2953 code for a protein of 892 amino acids. Gene Ontology annotation, molecular function: ATP binding; protein serine/threonine kinase activity.
GUCUGAUCACAACUCAACAUUCUAACAUAACUGACGUCUAUGGCUCCAUCAUCGCCUCUCACCGCUCGAAAAUUACUUAUUAUCUCUCCAACCGAUAAGCUUUUUCACACGUCCUUUAUUUUAUUUUUUUCAUUUUUCUAAUCAUUUGAAUUCAUGAUUCGCUUGAAGAAUUGAAGUUUGGGUUCGACUCCGUUAUCGAUCAUUUAGCAGUUACAGAUAUUUUAUAUCUUAAUCUCUGACAAGUGGUUAUUAUUUUGUCUCAAGGGAAAUUCAUAUGAGUGUGCCUCCGGUGAUCCGGCCGCCGAGUCCCCCCCCGGGGGCGAACGGCAUCUCGUUCCAGAUCCAGAUAGGACUGAGUCGCGAGCCUGUCCUGCUGGACUCAUGCGACUUCAGCCUCGCGCAAGUCCGGGAGAUGGCAUGCUCCAUAGUCGACCAGAAGUUUCCCGAAUGUGGUUUCUACGGGAUGUAUGACAAGAUCAUGUUGUUCCGCCACGAUCCGUCCUCGGACAACGUCCUCCAGCUGGUCCGUUGCUCCUCAGACAUCCUGGAAGGAGACCUUGUGGAGGUCGUACUGUCAGCCUCGGCCACAGUGGAGGACUUCCAGAUCCGCCCCCAUGCUCUGUUUGUCCACUCGUACCGUGCCCCGGCCUUCUGUGACCACUGCGGCGAGAUGCUCUGGGGGCUGGUUCGACAGGGACUCAAGUGUGAAGGCUGUGGUCUGAACUAUCACAAGCGCUGUGCCUUUAAAAUUCCCAACAACUGCAGCGGUGUCCGUAAACGGCGUCUGUCCAAUGUGUCGCUGACCGGCAUGACAGGGCUGACCAUCACUCGCUCCAACGAUCCCUCCCCCAGCCCCUCAGACGAGGCCUUACUGUCUCCUGUCAGUCCCAGCAUAGAGCAGAAGACCCAGUCAGACAUCUUUCCGGGAAGAGAGCGGAGGCUCUCCUCCUACAUCGGCCGUCCCAUUGAGCUGGAUAAGAUCUUUCUGUCCAAGGUCAAGGUGCCCCACACCUUCCUGAUCCACUCCUACACACGUCCCACUGUCUGCCAGCACUGCAAGAAGCUGCUCAAGGGCCUCUUCAGACAGGGCCUGCAGUGCAAAGACUGCAGAUUCAACUGCCAUAAGCGAUGUGCUCCAAAAGUGCCAAACAACUGCCUUGGAGAGGUGUCUAAGAAUGGAGACCUGCUGAGUCCAGGGGUGGAGUCGGACGUGGUGAUGGAGGAGGGCUGUUGCAGUGACGGGGACGGUGAGCGAGGCGGAGGUCUGAUGGAGGAUCUGGAGGACAACAUGGCGUCUGACGCUGCGUUACUCGAGGCGGGGCAAGGUGACCUGGCUGACCUCGGGGACCAGGACCUGGACGACUCCAACAGGGCCAUCAGCCCGUCCACCAGCAACAACAUCCCCCUGAUGCGCGUGGUCCAGUCGGUGAAACACGCCAAGAGGAAAAGCAGCAACUCCAUGAAGGAAGGAUGGCUUGUCCACUUCACCAGCAAGGACACCCUGAGGAAGAGGCACUACUGGAGGCUGGACAGCAAAUGCAUCACCCUGUUCCAAAACGACACAGGAAGCAAAUAUUACAAGGAAAUCCCCCUGUCUGAGGUGCUGUCUCUGGACCCAGCCCGGACGGUGAACCUGCUCCCGGAGGGCGCCAACCCCCACUGCUUUGAGAUCGUCACUGCCUCUCUGGUCUACUAUGUAGGAGAGAACCUCCAGAGGUCUGGCGAGUGCGGUGGGGGUGGGAUGGGUCGCCAUGGCAGCAUGCUGGUCAGUGGGGUGGGGCAGGAUGUGGCCAGGAUGUGGGAAAUGGCCAUCCAGCACGCCCUCAUGCCCGUCAUCUCCAAGGGCAUGUCCCAUGGAUCGCGUCACGCCGGACACAAGGAUGUGUCUGUCAGUAUAUCUGUGUCCAACUGUCAGAUCCAGGAGAAUGUGGAUAUCAGCUCUGUGUAUCAGAUAUUCCCUGAUGAGGUUCUUGGUUCUGGACAGUUCGGGAUAGUUUAUGGAGGGAAGCAUAGGAUAACAGGCCGAGACGUUGCGAUCAAAAUCAUCGACAAGUUACGUUUCCCAACCAAGCAGGAGAGCCAGCUCCGAAACGAGGUGGCCAUUCUUCAGAACCUCCACCACCCUGGCGUUGUCAACCUGGAGUGCAUGUUUGAGACUCCGGAACGGGUGUUUGUUGUCAUGGAGAAGCUCCAUGGCGACAUGCUGGAGAUGAUACUGUCGAGUGAGAAGGGAAGGCUGCCUGAACGCAUCACCAAGUUCCUUGUCACACAGAUUCUUGUAGCUCUCCGUCACCUUCAUUUCAAGAACAUAGUGCACUGUGACCUGAAACCAGAGAAUGUCCUGCUGGCUUCUGCCGACUCCUAUCCUCAAGUGAAGCUGUGUGACUUUGGCUUUGCCCGCAUCAUCGGGGAGAAGUCGUUCAGGCGGUCUGUGGUGGGCACGCCGGCGUACCUGGCGCCAGAGGUACUCAGGAACAAAGGCUAUAACCGUUCUCUGGACAUGUGGUCGGUGGGCGUCAUCGUCUACGUCAGCCUCAGCGGAACCUUCCCCUUCAACGAAGACGAGGACAUCCAUGACCAGAUCCACAACGCUGCCUUCAUGUACCCCCCCAACCCCUGGAAGAAGGCGUCCCAGGAAGCAAUUGACCUCAUUAAUAACUUGCUGCAAGUCAAGAUGAGGAAGCGCUACAGCGUUGACAAGACUCUCAGCCACCCCUGGCUGCAGGACUACCAAAUGUGGCUGGACCUGCGUGCUCUGGAGGGCAAGAUGUCGGAGCGCUACCUGACCCACGAGAGUGACGACCCUCGCUGGCAGCACCACGCCGAGCAGAACGGCCUCAUGUACCCCGUCCAUCUGGUCAACCCGCAUGCUGACGUCAGCGAGGGGGCGGAGCCUGAGGAAGGGGAGGAGGAGGAGAUUGUCACCCUCAGUGACCGAGUCAGCGAAAUGUAACAGACUUACGAGAGAUCAAAGAGCAUUCCGGCAGUCUCUGCACAUAGUAUUUCACCCCAAGUGUGGAAUGUAAACACAGUCGCUACCUGCAUUCUAAUUCCUCUACCAUCUCUCCUACUGAGCAGGUUCUGGGUGGAAUAUACAUAGUCACUGUCUGUUCUUUGUCUUAGUCCACUACCUGUUAUUCCCUGGCAGAGCCAGUUUUAACCCUUUUUGCUGCCUUCGGGUCACAUGAGCCAAAGGUUCAUAACGAACCAUCGUUGUGUUUACCCAAUUUUACCCAAUAC